Messenger RNA from Dipodomys ordii (Ord's kangaroo rat), 3002 nucleotides. RefSeq names its product unc-13 homolog D (C. elegans) (gene Unc13d). The record is from RefSeq and is a predicted model, not a curated record. The transcript is spliced from 31 exons. NCBI's taxonomy places the organism in Eukaryota, Metazoa, Chordata, Mammalia, Rodentia, Heteromyidae. The coding region runs from base 57 to 3002 and encodes 981 amino acids.
GGCCCGUCAGCUUUGGCGGCUGUGGGGCAGCAGAGGGAAGGGCAGAGCUGAGCACCAUGGCGACACGCCUUUCUGACCCCCAGCGGUUGCGUCGGGCCAUCAAGAUAAGACGCAGAGGAGCUCGAGAUCUCCCCGAUGCCCGGGCCCAGGCAGCACAGGAGAUCAAGCCUCCAUCGCACCACUUCUCGCGUGAGGAGCGGGACCUGCUGUAUGAGGAAGCACUCUACACUGUCCUGCACCGCGUGGGUCAUCCUGAGCCCAACCACGUGAUCCAGGCCUCCGAGCUGCUUCGGUACCUGCAGGAGGCCUUCCAGGUACCCCCGGAGGAGCACGAGCAGAUCCUGCAGCGUGUCCAGGAGCUUGAGAAGCCAAUAUUUUGUCUGAAGGCAACGGUGAAGCAGGCCAAAGGCAUUCUGGGCAAGGAUGUCAGUGGAUUCAGUGACCCCUACUGUCUGCUGGGCAUCGAGCAGAGCACGGGCAUGCCCGGGGGCAGCCCCGCGGCUCGGCGUCGGCAGAAGGCCGUGGUGAGACACACCAUCCCCGAGGAGCAGACCCACCACACCCGGGUCAUCAACCAGACCCUCAACCCCGUGUGGGAGGAGACAUUCAUCCUGGAGUUUAAUGACAUAGCCAAUGCGAGUUUUCACCUGGACAUGUGGGACCUGGACACGGUGGAAUCUGUCAGACAGAAGCUUGGGGAGCUCACAGAUCUGCACGGACUCCGGAGGAUCUUCAAGGAGGCUCGGAAGGACAAAGGCCAGGAUGACUUUCUGGGCAACGUGGUUCUGAGGCUGCAGGACCUGCACUGCAAAGAGGACCAGUGGUACCCCCUGGAGCCCUGCACGGAGACCUACCCGGACCGGGGCCAAUGCCAUCUCCAGUUCCAGCUGAUUCACAAGAAGAGAGCCACUGUGGCCAGCCGCUCCCAGCCCAGCUACACCGUGCACCUCCACCUUCUGCAGCAGCUCGUGUCCCAUGAGGUCACCCAGCACCAGGAGGGCAGUACCUCCUGGGAUGCGUCACUCAGUCCCCAAGCCGCCACCAUCCUCUUCCUCCAUGCCACACAGAAGGACAUAUCUGACUUUCACCAGUCCAUGGCGCAAUGGCUGGCCUACAGCCGCCUCUACCAGAGCCUGGAGUUCCCCAGCAGCUGCCUCCUGCACCCCAUCACCAGCAUGGAAUACCAGUGGGUCCAGGGCCGGCUCAAGGCAGAGCAGCUGGAGGAACUGGCCGCCUCGUUCACCUCUCUGCUGGCCUACGGCCUGUCUCUCAUCCGGAAGUUCCGCUCGGUCUUUCCUCUCUCUGUCGCUGACUCCCCAGUCCGGCUGCAGUCUCUCCUCAGGGUCCUGGUACAGAUGUGCAAGAUGAAGGCCUUCAGAGAAUUGUGUCCUGACAGUGCUCCGCUGCCCCAGCUGGUGACCGAGGCCCUGCGGACUGGCACAAUUGAGUGGUUUCACCUGAAACAACAGCACCAUCAGCCCAUGGUACAGGGCGUGCUAGAGGCCGGCAAAGCCUUGCUGAACCUGGUCCAGGACAUCACAGGCGACCUGCACCAGUGCCAGCGCACGUGGAACAAGAUCUUCCACAAUGUCCUCAAGAUCGACUUCUUCCCCUUGGCCUUUCUGGAGCUGCAGUGGCUGGUGGCUAAGCGGGUGCAGGACCACACGGUGGCGGUGGGCAGCCCCGUGUCCCCGCAGAUGGGCGAGAGUCUGUUCCAGCUUUAUGUGAGCCUCAAAGAGCUCUACCAACUGGGGCCAGACCCCUCAGACAGGGAGGGAGUCCUGCCUCUGGAUGGUUUCCACCGCUGGUUCCAGCCUGCGAUCCCCUCCUGGCUACAGAAGACCUACAGCGUGGCCCUGGAGCGGGUGCAGCGUGCUGUGCAGAUGGACAAGUUGGUGCCCCUUGGAGAGCUGACCAAGCACAGCACGUCAGCUGUGGAUCUGUCCACCUGCUUUGCUCAGAUCAGCCACACUGCGCGGCAGCUGGACUGGCCGGACCCAGAGGAGGCCUUCAUGAUUACUGUCAAAUUCGUGGAGGACACCUGCCGGCUGGCCCUGGUAUACUGCAGCCUGAUAAAGGCCCGGGCCCGAGAGCUCUCUGAAGGCCAAAAGGGUCAGGGCCAGGCAGCUAACAUGCUGUGCGUGGUGGUGAAUGACAUGGAGCAGCUGCGGCUGGUGAUUGGCAAGCUGCCCACUCAGCUGGCCUGGGAGGCACUGGAGCAGCGGGUUGGAGCCGGGCUGGAGCAGGGGCAGCUGCAGAACACACUCCAUGCCCAGCUGCAGAGUGCACUGGCUGGGCUGGACCAUGAGAUCCGCACGGGCGUCCGCACCCUGGCUGAGCAGCUGGAGGCGGGUAUCGCCAAGCAGAUCCAGAAACUCGUCGGUGUCAGGGAUUCGGUGCUGCCGGAGGACGCCAUUCUGCCCCUGAUGAGGUUCUUGGAGACGGAGCUUUGCUACAUGAACACCAACCUGGUGCAGGAGAAUUUCAGCAGCCUUCUGACCCUGCUCUGGACUCACACGCUCACCAUACUGGUGGAGGUGGCCGCCUCCCAGAGGAACUCGCCCCUGGCCUCUAACAGGCUGAAGGUAGCCCUGCAGGGCCUGUAUGCCUGCUUCCAUGCUCGAGGCUGUGGCCUGCCACAAGAGGCCCUGCACACAGCCACUUUCCAGGCGCUGCAGAGGGACCUGGAGCUGCAGGCAGCGUCUACCCGCGAGCUCAUCCAGGAGUACUUCUGCAGCCGCAUCCAGCAGCAGGCAGAAACCACCUCCGAGGAGCUGGGCGCCGUCACCGUCAAGGCCUCCUACCGCGCCUCAGAGCAGAAGCUACGCGUGGAGCUGCUCAGUGCCUCCAACCUGCUGCCCUUAGACUCCAAUGGCUCCAGUGACCCCUUUGUCCAGCUGACCCUGGAGCCCAGGCACCGGUUCCCCGAGUUGGCCCCACGGGAGACCCAGAAGCACAAGAAGGACCUCCACCCAUUGUUUGAUGAGACCUUUGAGUUGUGA